GGAGGUCUGAUGUGGUGACAGCUGCGUGUCUGUUUGUAAUGGAUAAGUGUUUCCGUGUUGCGUAAUUAGCACGAGAUUAACGAACACUCAGAUGGCAAACAAAGGGCUGAUUUGGUUUGACUUCUGUCUUUCUGCUGCCUCGGAUGUUUUUGUUAGGAAUAUUGCAUAAGUACAAGCAUCAAACCCCCUAUUAAUGAUAAGUUAAAGUGGGCUUAGAACCCACCCAUUCAUGCAUAGUCACAUACAGACAUUUCCUAUUUACCUGUCUUCCAAAACCGUAAAGAAGGCACUUCCAAAAAUACAUUCAUACAAACAUGGGAAUCCUUCUGAAAUCUGGUCCACUUAAAAAAACUAAGGGUUUUUCAAUAUGAGAUCAGUAUGGCCAAUAAUUCACAUGGAUAGACAAAAAUCAGGGUCCAAGUAGGCUGAUAGAAAGUUGUCAGUAUCCUUUGGGUCCAAAUCCAAAUUUCAGUUGACAUCACGCGGUAUACUCGAACGGAACCCACUAUAUCAAAUACGUUUUAAUAUAUUUUUAGAUUUUUUUCACGAUGAAGCAAUUUGCACUGACGACCUGCAUCCGCCGUAUCUGGAUCAUGUCCGGUUGGUUGCGCCAGGAGGCGGCCAUUGCAGCUGGCAUGUUGGUGGUGCAGCGUCAUCAGGUGGAGUUGAGGGAGGAGAAGGAACUCAAGGUCGAGCAGCAGGUGGCAGCCAGUGGUGGCGAGGUUGGCGUCGAUUCCCAAGGCAGACUCCGCCGUGUGCGCAUGCUCGACGAUUACAUUCUGCCCUUUGAGUGCGGCUUAUGAUUCUUGAUCCGUACCUCCCGCUCUUCUAUCUCGUUCCCCACUUAUCUGGGGUCUUGAGUUAUUUUCGCAUUUUGGAGUACUUUGCUGUCCGCGCUUUGGGAGUUCAAAACUGUAACGUGGUGGGCCCUUCUGCAGAAGCCACAUAUCCAAAUUUUGGUCUGACCCACGUAAUCGUCACUUAAUCAUCAAUGGAGUCUCGUCCUCGCUUGGACGGACAACGGAAUGAAUAUUUCAAUCAAAAAAAAUAGUUGCACACACCAAAAUUGUAGACGAAUAUGUCUGACUUUGUUUAUGUAAAAUUUUAUUUUUGAAAAAUAGUUGGAGUUCAUCACUACAUAUUUGCGAAUUUAAAAUUAAACAAUACUGGUGUCAAAAUCACAAAGUCUAAAAA
Molecule: messenger RNA, 1194 nt
Organism: Drosophila subpulchrella
Lineage: Eukaryota; Metazoa; Arthropoda; Insecta; Diptera; Drosophilidae
Exons: 2
Coding region: 549-803 (84 amino acids)
Source: RefSeq, a predicted model, not a curated record